UUUUUAUACAAUUUUUUUUCCUAGAAUUUUAAUUCUAAAAAAUGGCCUCAUGUAGUGAUGUUGAGGAACUCUUUGCCAAAGCAACAGAGUACGUGAAACGUAUUGCUCCAACUCUUGGCUCUCAGGAUCUUUUAGAAUUUUAUGGCUACUACAAGCAAGCAACUGUCGGUCCAUGUAAGGAAGCAAAACCAAGUUUUUUCAGUUUUGAAAGUAAACAGAAGUGGAGUGCUUGGAGUAGAUUAGAACAGUUAUCUAGCACUAGUGCAAAGCAAGCUUAUUGUGAGAAAUUAGCCCUGAUUGACCCGGCUUGGGAGGAAGAAUAUGAAACCGGGGAAGCUCCCAAACUUAGUUGGGUUGCAACGAGCUGCCUUCCUAAUUUAGACGAAGAUUUAGCUGAAAAUGAGAAAAGUAUCUUUGAUUGGGUAAAAGAGGGCAACAUUGAGAAAGUCAAAGCUAAUGGUUCUGCCCAUAUCAACGAGUUAGAUGAAUCAGGGCUUGCAAUGCUCCACUGGGCAGCGGAUCGAGGUAAUUUGCCUAUUGUCGAGUUACUUGUAUCUUUGUUGGGUGCUGAUAUCAAUUUGAAGGAUUGUGAUGGCCAGACGCCACUGCACUAUGCUGUUUCUUGUGACCAUCUAGAUAUUGUUAAGUUUUUGCUGGCCAAUGGUGCCAAACCUAAUUUGCGAGAUGAUACCAACAUGACGCCAGCUGAUUUGUCCGAUAAUGAAAAGAUUAAAGAGUUGUUGAGCAGUAUAGCUUGUUCUAUGAAUUAGGUGUUAAUAAAUGGAAGUGUUCCAAAGCUA
Bemisia tabaci is the source of this 800-nucleotide messenger RNA. RefSeq names its product acyl-CoA-binding domain-containing protein 6. Gene Ontology annotation, molecular function: fatty-acyl-CoA binding; protein binding. The record is from RefSeq and is a predicted model, not a curated record. NCBI's taxonomy places the organism in Eukaryota, Metazoa, Arthropoda, Insecta, Hemiptera, Aleyrodidae.